Molecule: messenger RNA, 504 nt
Organism: Colletotrichum acutatum
Lineage: Eukaryota; Fungi; Ascomycota; Sordariomycetes; Glomerellales; Glomerellaceae
Product: calmodulin
Exons: 7
Coding region: 1-504 (167 amino acids)
Biological process (GO): spindle pole body organization
Cellular component (GO): central plaque of spindle pole body
Molecular function (GO): calcium ion binding; enzyme regulator activity
Source: RefSeq, a predicted model, not a curated record
AUGGUCAGUUGCCCAAAUCCGAGCUCCGUCCUCUAUCCCGCCUUUAUGUUACCUCUCGCUGACUCCCUCACCGAAGAGCAAGUUUCCGAGUUCAAGGAGGCCUUCUCCCUCUUUGACAAGGACGGCGAUGGACAAAUCACAACCAAGGAGCUCGGCACCGUCAUGCGCUCCCUGGGGCAGAACCCCUCCGAGUCGGAGCUCCAGGACAUGAUCAACGAAGUUGACGCCGACAACAACGGAACGAUCGACUUCCCUGAGUUCCUCACCAUGAUGGCCCGCAAGAUGAAGGACACCGACUCCGAGGAGGAGAUUCGUGAAGCCUUCAAGGUCUUUGACCGCGAUAACAACGGCUUCAUCUCCGCCGCCGAGCUUCGCCACGUCAUGACUUCAAUCGGCGAGAAGCUCACCGAUGAUGAGGUCGAUGAGAUGAUUCGCGAGGCUGACCAGGACGGUGACGGACGUAUUGACUACAACGAGUUCGUCCAACUCAUGAUGCAGAAGUAA